Messenger RNA from Mesocricetus auratus (golden hamster), 1510 nucleotides. It is a transcript of the gene Sys1, whose product is annotated as SYS1 golgi trafficking protein. Bases 294 to 764 code for a protein of 156 amino acids. NCBI's taxonomy places the organism in Eukaryota, Metazoa, Chordata, Mammalia, Rodentia, Cricetidae. The record is from RefSeq and is a predicted model, not a curated record. The transcript is spliced from 4 exons. Gene Ontology annotation, biological process: protein localization to Golgi apparatus; Golgi to endosome transport; Golgi to plasma membrane protein transport. Gene Ontology annotation, cellular component: Golgi membrane; trans-Golgi network.
GCGUCCACUGCGCCUGCGCGAUCUCAGUGCGGCCGCUCGGCCGCCGUCCCCGGAAACGCUUCCUUCUCACGCAGCCGCAGGUCUCAGCUAGUCGGCCUCUCUAGGCCGGCAGGUCCUCCGCUCCAUGGUCCUGUCUGUCAGCGCAGUUUCGGGAAUCCACGGCUGAGGCCCGGCCGCGCUCGGACGCUUCGAUCCUCGAGCGGGUCGCGGGUAGCCAGCCCGGCGUUCGCGGGCGGCGCGAUGGCGUGGCGGCGCUGACACACGCGGGCGGCUGCCGAGCCCCGCGGGCCGGCAUGGCGGGCCAGUUUCGCAGCUACGUGUGGGAUCCGUUGCUGAUCCUGUCGCAGAUUGUGCUCAUGCAGACGGUGUACUAUGGCUCGCUGGGCCUGUGGCUGGCGCUGGUGGACGCGCUGGUGCGCAGCAGCCCUUCCCUGGACCAGAUGUUCGACGCAGAGAUCCUGGGCUUUUCCACCCCUCCAGGCCGGCUCUCAAUGAUGUCCUUCGUCCUCAACGCCCUCACCUGUGCCCUGGGCUUGCUGUACUUCAUCCGGCGAGGGAAGCAGUGUCUGGACUUCACGGUCACUGUGCACUUCUUUCACCUCCUGGGGUGUUGGCUCUACAGCUCCCGUUUCCCCUCGGCGCUGACCUGGUGGCUGGUCCAAGCUGUGUGCAUUGCACUCAUGGCCGUCAUUGGGGAAUACCUGUGUAUGCGGACGGAGCUCAAGGAGAUCCCCCUCAGCUCAGCCCCUAAGUCCAAUGUCUAGAGUUGGGCCCUUUGGACGCUCUGCUGGCAUUUGGCCCUCCCUUGGGCUGCUCAGACCUCCACAUGGGUCCAGCCCGAGUCUGAGAGGAACCCUGGAAAUGUGAAGUCUGUUGGUGGAAAGAUAGUGAGGUCCUGUCACAGAGGCAGGGGCAGUGAGGACCACAGCUGCAAGAAUGGCCUCUGCCUGCUGGAGCCUUGACACCUGGAGGCCGGGAAGGGAACCUCACUGAGGGUAGUAACAGAUUUGGAGCCAUGUCACUCUUGAGCCAUCAUACUGUCACCAGCCUGUUGUUUUAAAAAAAGGAAAAAAAAUCAAGGAUAUCUGAUUGGCGCAAACCAUUCUUCUGGUCGCCUCUUACCCUCUGGGCCAGCUGGUACCUUUGCCAUGUUGCCAAACCACAGUGAUUGUGUAUGCAGAGACAUUUGAUUUCUGGGUCCAUAACCACAGAAAGAGAUGUAGCAGAGAGUACUAGGCUGCUGACAGAGAGGACGACAGAUGAAGGAAGCAUCAAGCACAAGAGAACGCACAGCCUGUGCCUGUUAGACACACACAGAUGUGUGUGUGUGUGUGUGUGUGUAUGUGUGUGUCCAAGAACCGUGACUGACUUCCUCCAGGUCCCUGUAUGGACUCGACCCUGCUGCCGACUCUCAACACAGUGGGCCACCCCCACCCCACCCCCAGCCUUAGCUUCAUAAUAAAAGCCACUGUCUGCUCUCUAGGAUGACCAGGCACCGGCUCCCACUGGA